Eruca vesicaria subsp. sativa (arugula) is the source of this 1673-nucleotide messenger RNA. The record is from the annotation of a GenBank genome assembly. NCBI's taxonomy places the organism in Eukaryota, Viridiplantae, Streptophyta, Magnoliopsida, Brassicales, Brassicaceae.
GUAAAGUGUAGAAGAAGAACCUCUUUUUCUUCAUCGAUAAAGAUAACAUCUUUUGAUUACUUUUGGUACUAGAAAAUGGGAUCGAUUCCAGAAUCAGCACCUACGGCGAACUCUUCAACGACGGUGGUGAUGAGCUCUAUUCCGCCGUUUCUGAGCAAGACUUACGACAUGGUUGACGAUCCAUCGACUGAUGAAGUGGUGUCUUGGAGCAGCGGGAGCAACAGCUUCGUUGUCUGGAACGUGCCUGAGUUUUCUAAACAGUUUUUACCAAAGUACUUCAAGCACAACAACUUCUCUAGCUUUGUCAGACAGCUUAACACUUAUGGUUUCAGAAAAGUUGAUCCAGAUCGCUGGGAAUUUGCAAAUGAGGGCUUUCUAAAAGGCCAAAAACACUUGCUAAAGAGCAUUAUCCGGAGAAAACCUUCUCAGGUGCAGCCUCCACAACAACCUCAAGUUCAGCACUCAUCUGUUGGUGCCUGCGUCGAAGUGGGCAAGUUUGGACUCGAAGAAGAAGUUGAAAGACUCCAGCGUGAUAAGAACGUCCUUAUGCAAGAGCUUGUGAGGUUAAGGCAGCAACAACAAGUCACUGAACAUCAUCUUCAACACGUGGGGCAGAAAGUUCAUGUGAUGGAGCAGAGGCAGCAGCAAAUGAUGUCUUUCUUAGCAAAGGCUGUUCAAAGUCCUGGUUUCUUGAACCAGUUCUCACAGCAGAAGAAUAAUGAAGGGAAGCAGCAGAUCUCUGAGAGUAAUAAAAAGAGGAGGCUACCUGUUGAGGACCAGAAGAAUACUGGUAAUAGCCAAGGGCUUAAUGGUCUUAGCCGCCAGAUUGUGAGGUACCAGUCAUCAAUGAACGAAUCAGCAAACAGUAUGCUCCAACAGAUACACAACAUGAGUAACAAUCAUGGUAGCUUUCUUUUGGGAGAUGUUCCAAAUGCCAACCUUUCAGACAAUGGAAGCUCCUCAAAUGGACCAUCUGGAGUUGCAUUUGCUGAUGUUUCAUCCAAUCCUGCAAUGAAACAUCACAAUCCUUGUGCAACAAACCAAGUCCUGGAGGAGACCAAUUUGCCUUAUCCUCAAGCUGAUCUGUUAGCCCCAAAGCAAGGUUCUGGGAGCCCAAGUCCGGAUCUAGCUGGUUACGAGAGAGAUAAUGGAGAGUGUCUAGAUCCAAUAAUGGCUGUGUUAGAUGGCUCAAUGAUGUUAGAAACCAAUGACGCCAUAAAUGAGUUACUUCCUGGAGUACACGAUUCAUUGUGGGAACAAUUCUUUGGUGAGAGCUCAGGGAUUGGCGACUCGGAUGAGCUAGUCUCAGGGUCAGUGGACAAUGAGUUGAUAAUGGAGCAGCUAGAGUUACAACCUAACCUGAGGAAUGUGUUGAGCAACAAUCAACAAAUGAACCAUCUUACUGAACAGAUGGGACUUCUCACAUCAGAUGCUCUCAGGAAAUGAAAUCUCCAUAAUCUUUACUCAAGAGAUGUUGAAGAUGUGUUAAAAGAUUUAGUGGAGUCGCAGAGCAACAAAAUGGAUAAUGGGCAAAAGGAAGUGGUGUUAAAUGUAUCUAUGUUUCAAACUUGUGUUCCUCUCAUUCUUGUCAUUGUGUAAUACAAUAAGACAAAUAAUCGACUAAUGAUUUAUGCAUUAUACUUUUUGUACUUUCCCUUGAGCAUGAAUCAUAC